Messenger RNA from Parasteatoda tepidariorum (common house spider), 2524 nucleotides. Its product is annotated as 1-acyl-sn-glycerol-3-phosphate acyltransferase beta. Gene Ontology annotation, cellular component: membrane; endoplasmic reticulum. Gene Ontology annotation, biological process: phosphatidic acid biosynthetic process. The record is from RefSeq and is a predicted model, not a curated record. Gene Ontology annotation, molecular function: 1-acylglycerol-3-phosphate O-acyltransferase activity. Lineage: Eukaryota; Metazoa; Arthropoda; Arachnida; Araneae; Theridiidae.
ACAAAAAGAAAAUUGACUUUUCGGACUACUUCUUGAUGGAGUGAUUGAAAUUUAAUCCUUAAAUUACAAUAAAAAAUUCUAUUAAUCAGUAUUAUUUUUUAAGCUUUCUAAUUAUUUUUUUUACUUUGUUUUAUAGCGUUGCAUUUCCAUUAUUAGCUUAAACUCGAAUUGUAAACUGUCAUGUCUGUUGGAGAAAUCAUUUGCUAUUUUGCAGCAAUUUAUUUGACUUUAUAUUUUUUGUGUCACAUUAGUCGACCUGCUAAGUUUUACGUGAAAUUAAUAUUCUAUUACUUUGCAAUAUUCUCUGUAACAACCGUUGCUAUUCCAUUUUCAUUGCUUCAUCCUGGAGAUCCUGAUAAUUUACUGUAUGCUUCAUGGAUGGUUCAUCAUAUAAUUUCUCCUGUAUUUGGAUUAAAGUGGGAUGUUAAGAACAAAGAACUCUUAAAAUCUAAAGAACCUUGUGUUUUUGUUUGCAAUCAUCAAAGUGCAUUAGAUAUUAGUGGCAUGAUGUAUAUUUGGCCACUUUUUCAUCCUGGUGUACCAGUUUUAAAAAAAGAGUUGCUUUUCACCGGACCAUUUGGCAUAUUUUGUUGGCUUUGUGACUGUAUCUUUGUUGAUCGAUGCAACUCGGCAGCUGCUUACAAAAUUCUUAAUAAGAAAAUUACUGCUAUGAAAGAUAAGAAGGUAAAAUUGUGGUUUUUCCCAGAAGGUACCAGAAAUGACAAAGGAACUUUACUUCCUUUUAAAAAGGGGGCUUUUCAUAUAGCUACUCAGACAAAGGUUCCUAUUGUACCUAUUGUCUUCUCUCAAUAUACUGAUUUCUACAGUAUCAGUAAGAAGAUUUUUGAUCGAGGCACAAUUACAGUUACAGUUUUACCCUGGGUAAGUACAGAAAAUCUAACAGCAUCUGAUGUACCAUUAUUGACAGAACAAGUUCGUGAAGUUAUGAUGACUAAUCUUGCCCAAUCAGCUGAUAAUUAUUCUAAUAAAACAUCUAUUAAAAAUGAAUUAUUGCAUUGAUCAUCUAAUUCCAAUUCCUGCUAUUAUUGUGUAGCAAAUAUUAAAUUUGUUGUGUAAGUCUUCUUUAAUGAAACCAACAAAUGUUAUUUAUCCAUUUAUAUUUCUAUAUUUUUUACAUGCCAUGCAUAAAUAACUUGUAUUAUAUUUUAAAUGUAUAAUAUAAUAUCUGAAUUCACUUGAAUUGAUGUUCUUUUUCUGAACUUUUAUACCAGAAAAAUAAGUAUUAACUUGAAAAGUGAACGAUUUCCACUGAAUAUUUGUAAUAAUUUUUCAGUACUUUUAAAUUUUACCAUCUACAAGUAUUUUGUUGUUAAAUGACUGUUGUGUAUACCUGUUGUUAAAAACAAUCAUUUCUCAUAUUUUUUUUACUUAAUUCAUUUUCCUGUGCAUUUUAACUUUAUUACAUUUACCCAUUAUCAGUGCCGGUGGAAGACAUUUUCGUGCCCCAGGCGAUAGUGGCAUACUUUACUCGAUUUUGGAAAAGAAAUCUGAAUUUUAUUUUAUUUUUAAAAAAAAGACCUUGAAUUGUCUCACUGGUGUAGUCAUGACACUGCAGAAAAUUUGCUUUUUAUAUUAUGAAUUAUAAUAUUUCUAACAGAUAAUUAAAAAUUUAUACCAAACUAGAGAAUUUAAAAAUCUAUAUGUUAAUUUAGAAAACAUGUGAGCAAGAUAAAUAGCAAUUAAUGCAUUCAAGGUAAAGAGAGUGAUUAGUUUCAUUAAUUAGACUCAACCAUUCUAGAAAUAUUUAUUAUAGCUAUUAUUUUUAAUGAACAUAAUCUCUAAUAGCAUGCAAAUAUAUGAUUAUAAAAAUUAUUUUUUCAUGCGUUAGCAGUCGCAAUUUUCAUAGACUCUUCGAAACCAAUUGUUUUUGUGGUUUAAUUUUCAAAAGAAAUUACUAUUGUGUUUUGCAUUCAAUCUGUCGCUGUUUUAAAAAAUUGAAAAUAGGUUUAUAAAAAUUUUCACACAUUUCAUGACUCAUUCACUGGUCCAACUAUUUAUUAAAAUGCCCUUCAGUAAUUCUAUUUUAAACAAAUUCUCUACUGUUUGUUGCUGAUAGGUGUUAAUACACCCAUUCACUGAUCCAUUGAUUGGUGCCCUUUCAUUUCUCAUUCUUACUUUAUUUACCUUCCCCCCAUCGUGGCACCUAUCCCUUCCGCCGGCCCUGUCCCUUAUAAGCCAUUUCAUUUAUUUGUGUUACUUUCAUUAUUAUUCUUAAAAAUAUUUAAAAAGGAACUGUUUAAGUUUAUAGUUUCGAAUUUAAAUCAAUUUUUUUUUAAUUUACGCAUACAUUUUGCUAGUCUAAAAUGCCAAAAUAGAAAAUGCCUACAAAGGUGAUAUUUACAUAUUUUGUCUUUUAUUUACUUAAUGCAGUGUAUUUGUUUUGAUAACUGCAUUUGUUACUUAGUCAUUUUCUAUCUAAAAUUUAUUGCUGUUAUAUUUUUAUUGAUUGCCUUUACAUUGCUUGAGUGUUUAUUUUGCUAUUUGUUUACAAAUUUUUAUUUUU